AUGCUGGGAAUGUACAACUCACACUGGCUUUUUCUCGGGAAAAGAAGCAUGAAAUUCACGAAGCUUUUCGUAGAACAGCGAUUCGUCUCUCACGAGAGCAUCGUGGCCGACGGAGAGGCUCUCCGGCCAAACUGGAGCCGGAAAAUCAAUUACGAGAUCAUUAAGCACCUCCGAACCCGCCCCGGAACAAUUUCGGGCGAGUACAGGACCGUCAGGAGCGAGAACGUGACAAUACCCCACAGCAAGCCCUUUAUCUAUCUUGAAGGAGAAGGAAGAGAUCAGACUGCCAUUGUUUGGGGCGACCAUGCACUUCACAGUAGUGGGACAGAAUGGAGUGCCACCUUUACUGUCCUAGCUAGUGUUUCAAAAGGCAUAAGCUUUAAGUUUGUGAAUCCUGCUUCUGUCCGCUGCAAGAAUUCUGUCACGCCCAUCGGCUUGGGUGCGAAGCAGGCUGCUGCAGCAACAAUUGGGGCUGAUAGAUCGGCUCUGCAUGGUUGGGGAUACUGUGCAUUGCAGGACACAUUGAAUGAUCACUUGGGCAGGCACUUCUACAGAUCUUGUUACAUACAGGGUGUAGUAGAUUUCAUCUUUUGUUUUGCACGGUCACUCUACCAGGAUUGUGAUAUAGUUGCAACAAAGUUUAACAGCAAAAUUGUAAAUGGAACAAUAACAGCUCAUGGCAGGCAAGGUUAUUCAAGGUUUGAACACAACUAUGUAGAAGUUACAGUAACUGAAGCUUAUAUGCAUGAAAUGGAGACACCAUUAGUGAUCCUCCAUUUUUCUGGCUUCGUAAGUUCUACAAAAGUUUCAGUUGUUCUGGUUUUGGGACUUUCUACAAUGGUGGUAUCACGUACUUUUCCAUGUUUUCUGCAACUUUUUCUGCUGUCUUUCGCUAUUCUUUUGUCUCUGUCCUCCGCUGGCACCAAAGCUAAAAGUUACUUUCUGCUGAGAAGAAUUCAGUCUCAGACUGUAACGACCAUACAGGUAGAUUCUGGUGGAAGAGGUGAUUUUAGGACCAUUCAAGCGGCGAUUGAUUCUAUUCCAUCAGGAAAUCAGCAGUGGAUCACUAUCCAUGUCAGGGCUGGAAUUUACAACGAGAAGGUGGUUGUACCAUAUGAUAAACCAUUCAUUUUUCUGGAAGGUGAAGGAAGAACUUCCACUUUUAUCACAUGGGCUGACACAGCAGCCAGGAUUGGUACAGCAGGGAGUGCAACUUUCACAUCAUAUGCUCCCAAUUUUGUAGCCAGAUGGAUAAGCUUUAAUGUAAAAAAUGAGCCCCUAAGUCAGGCAGUAGCAGCGCUAGUUGCAGGAGAUAUGUCGGCAUUUUAUGGCUGUGGAUUCUCUGGCAUACAGGACACUCUGUUUGAUUUUCAGGGGCGGCACCUCUUCCGUUCGUGUUAUAUAGAAGGCACAGUUGAUUUCAUAUUUGGCUCUGGCAGGUCCCUAUUUGAGGAUUGCACAAUUUUUGCCAAGGUUGAUAUGAAAGAUAUGGCAUAUGGCUAUAUAACAGCUCAGGGGAGAGAUAAGAACAAUUCUUCAUUUGGCAGUGCCUUUGUUUUUUCUCAUUCUAAAGUUUUUGGUACGGGACCAGUGUUCCUGGGAAGAGCAUGGAGGCCUUAUUCCAGAGUUAUCUUUUAUCGGACAUAUAUGUCUGAUGUUAUAGUUCCUGCAGGAUGGGAUUCUUGGAAUCAACCAACACAAAAUCUUUCAUACACGGAGUAUGGCUGCGACGGACCUGGCUCUGACACUUCCAAGCGGGUGAAAUGGCUGCGGACAAUUAGCUCACAGAGGUUGUCAUACUAUACAAGCUUGAGUUAUAUUGGCAUGAGACGCUGGUCUCACCCACAACACAAUUCCUUUGCGAGACAAAUUCCAGAGCCCCCAAUUCAUGAUGAUGGUUUAUGAUGAAUGCCAAGAUCAGGGAAAUGUUACUGUUUCUUCAUCCAGUCUUCAGUUCAAUGAGAUUUCCUGGACAUUUGCCUUCUGUAUUUACUUUUGUCCACUCAUUGCAGUUGCUAUACCUUGAAAUUUAAUUAAUGUCAACUGUUGAACUUCUGGUAACUCAAAUUGUC
Nymphaea colorata (pocket water lily) is the source of this 2072-nucleotide messenger RNA. Its product is annotated as probable pectinesterase 67. Gene Ontology annotation, biological process: cell wall modification. The transcript has 11 exons. Gene Ontology annotation, molecular function: pectinesterase activity. The record is from RefSeq and is a predicted model, not a curated record. The coding region runs from base 1 to 1905 and encodes 634 amino acids. NCBI's taxonomy places the organism in Eukaryota, Viridiplantae, Streptophyta, Magnoliopsida, Nymphaeales, Nymphaeaceae.